AGACUUGAGGUAGCUUGAGUUGGGCACGUUGCUUGAGGGCCUCAAUUGUUAGUGUGUAACAACAGGUGGGCGUGGUCUUGUGCUGACCUCAUUCUGUUUCAGUUGAGUCCAAGCGUCUAGAGAGGUGACACACCACUGAGCUUGUUGAAUAUCACGACGACAUCUGUAAAAUGGGAAUUUCCGACGGCAUGUCCUAUUCCUCCAUCCUGGUCAAGUUUUGCUUUCUGUUGAUCUUGACGAGCGCUGUGGCCAGCUGGAUCGCCUUCACCACCUCGUCAUGGGGCGUCAACAGCGACACCGUGUACACAGGUAUAUGGCGAAGGUGCCAGGGCCAGGUGUGUGUGAUGCUGGAUGGCUACCCUAAAGUCUGGUUCGGCGUGUUCCAAGCCUUCGCCAUCAUCGGCUUCAUGGGCAUCAACGUCGCUGUCGUCACCAUCGCUCUCUACAUGUUCGGUGCCAGCUGUAAGGGCAACAGGGAGACGGGCUUUGUGGCGGCGCUCGUCUGCAUCUUUACUGCUCUGUUCUGGCUGAUAGCUGUCAUCAUUUUUGGCGCCAAAUAUGAACUGGACGAUGAGGUCAGUGGCCCUGACAGCCUUGACCGCCUGGGAUUCUCUUUUGGUCUGGCAGUGGCCGCCCUUGGUCUGGAAUUAAUCGUUGGAAUCCUCAUGGUGCUAGAGGUCAGACUCAAGGCCAAGUAGACCCAACUGAUCCAUGUAUACAACAUUAUCAUUGCACAUUUUACAUUUAGUCCUCAUCAAAGUUUGUUCUACUGAUAUGUGACGUCAGGAUUUUAGAUUUGACACUUGUCUUGAGCAGUUGUAAAAUUCGAAACGUGUCAAUAACGUGUCAAUAACGUAGUCCACAACAUCUAAAUCACGGGAUUCCUGUUCAUGUUUAUGUUAAUCAUGUGAACUGUGUUCAUAUUAUAAGAAACGUAACCUUGCAUAUAUUCAACAAUUCUGUCGUUUUGUGAAUGUGUCUUUGUGUGAAAUGUGUAGUUUUGUGAAAUGUGUAGUUUUUUAAUGUGUAGUUUUGUGAAAUGUGUAAUUUUGUGAAAUGUGUAGUUUUGGGAAAUGUGUAGGUUUUUUUUUAUAUGUGAACUGUGUUCAUAUUAUAAGAAACGUAACCUUGCAUAUAUUCAACAAUUCUGUCGUUUUGUGAAUGUGUCUUUGUGUGAAAUGUGUAGUUUUGUGAAAUGUGUAGUUUUUUAAUGUGUAGUUUUGUGAAAUGUGUAGUUUUGUGAAAUGUGUAGUUUUGGGAAAUGUGUAGGUUUUUUUUUAAUUGUGUAUUUUUGUAAGGUGCUAGCUUCCGUAUAUUUAAUAAAAAUACCGUGUUAAGCAAUUGAUUAACAAACACAAUUAUUGUCAAAUUUUAUCCCAUAAUAACACUUAUGUACAUACUAGAUCGUAAAGCCUUUCAAACAUUUAAAAAAUGUAAUUAUACAUGCAUUUAUUAUAUACACUAUAUGAUAUUAAAAUGUACCAACCUUGA
This is a messenger RNA of Physella acuta, 1491 nucleotides long. RefSeq lists its product as uncharacterized. Gene Ontology annotation, cellular component: plasma membrane. Lineage: Eukaryota; Metazoa; Mollusca; Gastropoda; Physidae. The record is from RefSeq and is a predicted model, not a curated record.